AUGUGGUUUGUCCCGUUUCUUUUUGGUAUUUUGGUGGCAACAAUUUUAAUAUGGACCCUUCGUUUAUUUGGCCAUAAGGAGAUUGUACAUAACUUUAUGACAUCUAUCCAAAAAUGUAAUCAGUUUGGUUUUCAGCAAAAUUCUGUGAUGUUAAACAGAACUUCUACUUUUAGGAGAAUGAUAUUAGGUCAAGGUCUUCGUCAAAAUUCUGGGAGCAUCAUUUCUACUUUAAUUGGAAUGGUAUCAAGUGCAUGUGAUCAGUUUUCAACUCCCAAUGUUGCAUUUUAUGAAAACAAAAUACCAGCAAAACCAAAUGAAGAAUACAUUGAAGAAAUUUUGAUCAAAUGGCCAGGAAACUAUACUAAAUUGCAAAAUAUUGCUACUUACAUACAAUGGCUGUUUCCAAACAGAAUGCCUGGAACGAAUAAAGAUGCUCAUGUUCUAACUGAUAAGGAAGUAACGAUAUUUCAGCAGAGCCCAGAAUUGAGAAACAGAGUGAAAAGAUCUUUCGAGAUGAUGUUGGACUUUUAUGGCCUGAAACUUACUGAAGAAAACCAGAUUCAAGUGAAAAAAGGAUCUAACAAGAGAUUAAAAGUACUUAACAAAAUGAACAAUCACAAUUUUCUCUGUAUCACAAGAAUUCUGUUGGCUCUCAAAGAACUUGGACAUUGUAAGUUAAUGCGUCCAUGGAUGAAAUGUCUGGCUGAUCUGAUUUACAACAAAAACCAACUGCAUCAUGCCAAAUUCAGUUUUGAAAGUUUUUGGAUUGAUACUUUGGAUGCAGAAGACCAACUAUAUAUUAUCAGUCUCAUAAAAAAUUAUUCUGUGUAA
This is a messenger RNA of Acanthosepion pharaonis, 831 nucleotides long. The record is from the annotation of a GenBank genome assembly. Lineage: Eukaryota; Metazoa; Mollusca; Cephalopoda; Sepiida; Sepiidae.